Messenger RNA from Ctenopharyngodon idella (grass carp), 1532 nucleotides. Its product is annotated as olfactory receptor 13H1-like. Gene Ontology annotation, biological process: G protein-coupled receptor signaling pathway. Gene Ontology annotation, cellular component: membrane. Gene Ontology annotation, molecular function: olfactory receptor activity; G protein-coupled receptor activity. The transcript has a single exon. NCBI's taxonomy places the organism in Eukaryota, Metazoa, Chordata, Actinopteri, Cypriniformes, Xenocyprididae. The coding region runs from base 7 to 945 and encodes 312 amino acids. The record is from RefSeq and is a predicted model, not a curated record.
UCACAAAUGGACAACCUGACUUUCAGAUACAGUGUACUCUUACUGGAGGGACUGAAAGUCCCACCUCAGUCCAGCAAGCUCACGUUCAUUUUUCUAUUGAUUGCUUUUGUCUUUACAAUGGUGUCUAACAUUGGGAUUUUGAUUCAGAUCUCAGCAGAAAAAAGUUUACACCAGCCUAUGCACAUUCUUUUCUGUCACUUGCCAGUGAAUGAUGUAAUGGGAGUAAUUGUCCUUAUGCCGCGUUUACUGAAGGACUUAAUAACAGACCCCUCUGAGCGCUACAUCACAUAUGUGGAGUGUGUUAUCCAAGCUUUUUUUACACAUUUAUAUGGAACAACAUCCCAUACUAUUCUAAUGAUCAUGGCCUUUGACAGAUAUGUGGCCAUAUGCAAUCCACUGCGAUACCCAACUAUAAUGAGCAAUAAAAUGAUGAUUAAACUGUCGGCAGGAGCUUGGGGUGCUGCAGUAGUGCUGGUGGGAAUUCUGAUCAGUCUCAGUGUGCGUCUGUCUCACUGCAGAUCUGUGAUUCAAAACCACUUUUGUGACAAUGCUUCACUAUUUAAACUGUCCUGUGAAAAUACAGUUAUUAAUAAUGUAUAUGGGUUAACUUUUACUGUGGUUUUACUCACCUCCUCACUGGGGUGGGUGUUAUUGACAUAUAUCAGAAUAGCAAUGGUAUGUUUAAAAAGCAAAAACAAAGCAACCAACAGCAAAGCCAUCAAAACGUGCUGCACUCACUUGGCUGUUUAUGUAAUCUUGAUAGCCUGUGGAUUCUCAGUUAUUGUACUGCAUCGUUUUCCUGAAUACUCUGACAAUAGGAAGUUUGCUAGUGUAAUGUUUCAUGUUAUACCACCUGGAUUGAAUCCCAUAAUAUAUGGUUUGCAAGCCAAGGAAAUAAGACAAAGAAUGUUAAAACUCUGCAGAAAAAAAGUUUAUUCUAACUGAUUUCCAUUUAUUUACAUAUUCAUGUAAGAAAGCAGUCACUGUGAUGUGUAAACAUUUUCUUUGAAUGCAGAUUUUAAAUGUGAAAUAUACUUUAAUAUGUAUUUUAUAGAAGUUUCUUUCUAAACAUUUUUUGUGUAAUUAUGUGACAAAGCAGUUAAUAAGUCAAAUGUAUGUAUCUGAUAAAUAUAGGAUAACAGUCAGUAUAAUUCAUGGAUAUAGACUAAACACUCAAUAAAUACUAAUAAUUACAGUUAAUUUGUUCUAUUCAGCAUUUCAAGUGCAUGAUCUAAUUACUUUGAAUUAUACAUUGUUACAGAGGAUGUAUUUAAAAAAAAAAAAAAAAAAAAAAAAGAGAUGCAUUCAGGUAUAUCACUUUUCUUCAGUGCAUUGAAACACCAAACACCUUGGAAUGCCAGUUAAGCGAUGUUCACUUACAGUAUCUCACAGAAGUGAGUACACUCCUCACAUUUUUGUAAAUAUUUUAUUAUAUCUUUUCAUGUGACAACACUGAAGAAAUGACACUUUGCUACAAUGUAAAGUAGUGAGUGUACAGCUUGUAUAAGAGUGUAAAUUUGCUGUCCCCUCAA